This is a messenger RNA of Prinia subflava (tawny-flanked prinia), 1472 nucleotides long. It is a transcript of the gene THPO, whose product is annotated as thrombopoietin. Gene Ontology annotation, biological process: cell population proliferation; positive regulation of ERK1 and ERK2 cascade; thrombopoietin-mediated signaling pathway. Lineage: Eukaryota; Metazoa; Chordata; Aves; Passeriformes; Cisticolidae. Gene Ontology annotation, cellular component: extracellular region. The transcript has 6 exons. The coding region runs from base 654 to 1256 and encodes 200 amino acids. Gene Ontology annotation, molecular function: hormone activity; cytokine activity. The record is from RefSeq and is a predicted model, not a curated record.
CAUGGGGACAGCAGUGGGCCCGAGGCCAGAGCUGGCAGAGGGGCUGAGGGUGUUGAUGGGCGUGAUUACGGGCAUGAUUGCAGCUUGUCACGUCCGCAGGAGGCCGUGUGGAGGAAGCCCGGAGGUGUUUGACCCCAGUGCUCACAGGUCCCGCUGCUGCCAGUUGUGCCCAGACAAGCCAGGGAGGCCAUCAAUCUGAUCCCUGGAGUCGUGGCACCCGCUGGACCCCCCAUCCAGGCACCCUGCAAGGUACCGCGGUCACCCCCGAGCCCUGCACAGGCACAGCUGAGGCACUGAACACUGAGGUGCUGCUGCUGAGCGCUCAGGCCUGGGGGCAGGUGAGCGGCCACGGAGGGCGCCCAGGGACGCCCUUCCCGUGCCCCGAGCCAAGGGAGGAAGCGGCCGGAGGCAGGAAGCCUUCCCCCGGGCCCGGGGCCCCUGCUGCGAUUUUGCUGGAAGGUCAGCGGCGACACAACAGGAAAUCGUGCUGCCUCGGCUGGGCGGCCGGGCCAGAGCCGCAGAGCCGCGCCGUGCCGGGGCCGCUCCCGGGCCCCACGUCCCGGCCGGGCGGCUCGCGGGGAACCCGCGCCACCACUGCCCUCCAUGGAAGGGGGACGGGAGCCGGGGAGCAGCCGCUGGCCCCAGGGUGGAAGAUGCAGGGCCGAAGCCCCCAGCCGAGCAUGGAGCUGAACAGACUGCUCCUCCUCACAUCCUUCCUCCUGCAUGUGAAAGAGGACCGUGCCAGCCCAACACGGCUGGUCUGUGACAACAGGCUUAUCCAGAAAUACAUCGUGGAGGCCAAGGACAUGGAAAAGAGAGUGGGCCAAUGCCAGGCCCUGCCUGCACUCAGCUGCCCUGCAGUGCUGCCCUUGGUGGACUUCACUUUCCAGCAGUGGAAAUCCAAAUCGAACGAGACCAAGCGGCGGGAGAUCCUGUGUGACCUGGCCCUGCUGCUGGGUGCUGCAGCCGGGGCCCAGGGCCAGGUGAGCGAUGAGUGUGGGUCCAGACAGCUGAGCCAGCUUUACCGACACGCCAACUCCUUCUUCCUGCUCCUGCAGACCUUCAGCUGGGAGGCAGGACACUGGGAGCCGAGCUGCUCCCCACACUCCAUGGAGCAGACCCACAUCACCAGCAUCUUCCUCACCUACCGGCAGCUGGUGCAGGGCAAGCUGCGCUUCUUCUUCUACGACCUGGCCAAGGUCUUGUGCAAGCAAGGACAGGGGGACAGCAGAGACCCUCCAUGCGGGGCCUGGUGAGGCUGCACACAGGGUUCAACCACAAAGUGAUGCUGGAACAAUCCUGCAGGACACUAAGCUGUGCUCUGGGUGCCCAGGAAGAUGCCCACAGGGAAAGGGUUGGCACCUGUUCCUGGAGUCUUUGUCUGCUGUGCAGCGCAUGGAGGCAAACAGUGACACUCACGUGCCAGCAGGCACGGGCCCUGCUCCCACCUGGGCAGGCACCUCUACUGUGAA